ACACAGGAGACACACUCUACUACAAAUUUACUUCUGACAUGAGCAACACUGAGUGGGGUUAUAAGUUUACAGUGACAGCAGGUCAUCUGGGAAGGUUUCAGACAGGGUUUGAAAUUCUAAAGCAGAUGCUGUCUGAGGAAAGGGUCAUUCCUCACCUUCCACUUGCCAAAAUCUGGGAGUGGCAGGUGGGAGUGGCGUGUCGCCAGACCGGGCACCAGCGGCUCAAGGCCAUCCACCUGCUUCUGAAGAUAGUGCAGUGCAGCAGCCAGGGGGAUUGUGACCUCACCUUAUUGAAGCCACUUUGGCAGCUUUUCACCCAUAUGGAAAACAACUCGUGUAAUGACACGGCCAAGCCUGGUAUUCUCCUUCCUCUUCAUCGUGCACUGGCAGAACUCUUCUUUGUGACAGAAAACAGAGUUACUGAGCUUGGAUCUCUACAGGAGUAUUUGCUUGCCUUAAAUACUGAAGAUCAUCUUCAUCGCUGCACAGCACAGGCCCUGAAAAACAUUGCUGCUAUCAGCCUUGCCAUUAACUAUCCAAACAAAUCAACAAGUUUCUGGAAUGUUUAAUACUGGCUCAGGCCGGAGUGCAUGGGAUAGAGUAGUUUGUCCACAGGACAUUGGAACAAACAUCUUAACUCCCUUCAGGAGAAGUUCCUUCAGCUUCAGUGUAUGAGCACUCUGCAGCCUUCCUUCCUUCCACCUUGAUGUAGAAUUUGUAAAAGUAUCAGUGCACUUCAAUGAAAAAGCACAUCUCAGAGUAACUCAUGCAUCGCCUACAGUUAUGUAUGCACAUAUUGUAGCAUGUUAGAGUAAACUGAACAAUAUUGUUUUUUAUUCAGAGGAAGUAAAGGAAAGAACGUAGCUGAAUAUGAGAAUGGAAGGCCCCCACAUUUGUAUCAUCUGCUCCUGAGGAAACUUGAUCCUUAGAAUGUGUCAGCUUCAGAAAAUGCUGCUGAACUCGGGGUGAUGCCAUCAGCAGCAUCUGUUGUACAUCUUCAGAGUGAAACAGGCAAACCAGAAUCUGCACCAAUGGUCCACACUUGAAUCCUGACAUUUUGUUUUGGAGGCUACUUCCCAAGGAAAAGGAUUUCAAUUCCUACUAAACUGCAGGUUGUAAAACAAAUUGUGGGUGAUUUCCAAAGCAGUUGAAGGAUUCCAGUUUCACAGCAUCCUCGUGCAAGAGCUUUAUGUUUCUCCUUUGAUUCAGUCAUCUGGGUCACCUUUAUUACUUUGCUUUAUCUCUUUAUUUAUGUGUUAUUCCAGGUAGCCCAUUAUUGUAGUGCAGAGGGCAGAGGCUGGCCUUCAGUCACAGGGCAGUGGUGAUAUGAAGACCUGAAGAACUUAGAUGUUUCUCAAAAAUCACAUCUUUACAAGAAAUUGUGAGGCUUUUUUUCCUUCAGUUAUUUUGAUAUUAGUGGCUUAGGAGGUCCUUCUUGGCAAUGUUGGGAACCUGAACUCCCAGCACUCAGGGUGGGGUUAAUGAUCAAUCCUCUCUUAUCUUACAGAGCAAUAACCACAUUUCUCUUAGUGAACAUGGAAUGAAUUGCAGACCUUCUAUGCUGAAAUAAAUUGGCCUUCUUCCUGCACAGCUACAUUGGUUAUUACCUUUCAAAGAGGUAAAAAGAACACAGAAAGGUAUUUUGGGUGCCAUUGCACAGUUUGUAGAGCUGGUCUUGUCAAAUAUAAAUUCAGAUUAUUUUUAUGCUAAUUUUCUUCUUCACUUUUUCACCCCAACACUGGAGUAUGGACAAAAAAGUCAGCCAAAAGCUGUAGUAGCAACUGAAUGCAAGUUGUGUAAACCAGUGGCUCUGUCAGAAGGAAAUGUAUUUAGUGACCCUGCUUGUCCAAAAUUUGAGUAGUGCCCAAAUACCAGUGCACAGGAGCCCUGCUUUAGGGAGUGUCCUCUGAACUGAUGCUCUUAUCACUUGGGGCUGGAGUUUAAGGGUGGCCCAAUCUCCCUCUGAGAGGGAAACUUGCAGUAAUACAUCCCUCAGAAUUUUUUUGAUGAGCUCUUGUGCUGUAGAGUUUUGUUUUGACUUGUGUUCAGCCAAGUGAGUGCACAGUGAGUGCUUGAAUCAGAAUGUGAUUAUUCUGCCUGAAAGACAACUGAUGACCAAGAAGCACCAUGUGAAGCCAUUGCCUUCAGGAAUGGAGUGGCUCUAUUAGCAAAUGAGAAUGCCAGGAUUCAGGAAGAGUGUAGAAUUUGUGCAAGACUGAAAGGAAGCAGAGAGAUGCUGCUCUGAAAGCCCUCCUUGAGCAUCCUGAGUUGAUUUCCUUCAAGACAUCAGGAUGGGAAGGGAAUUACCAAGAUUGUGGUGUACUUAAUGCAUGGAUCAUUCUGUUCCCACAUCCACACGGGCUGUUUGAGUUUGCAGCCUCCCUGCAAGGGUGUCAGGGAUCCCUGGGGAACCAAGUGCUUCACACCUUGUCAUUGUUUGAACAGAUCCUGGGCACGGGGAGGUGCCCCACCAAAAGGAGAUGUUUCUAGAUUGAUGUUAGGGAGCCAUAUGGAUGGGGCAGGUGAGCACUUGGGAAUUGCUUCUCUGGAGCAGAAGGACUUCUUCACUGCCUCAGUGGGCACCCAUGGCUGAGGAAUCACAGAUAUGCAAUGGGCUGCUGAGCUGAGCUGUGCAGCUGCUGAGACCUGCCUGCUCAAAGAAGGCUUUUUCUUUUUCCACAUCAGGGAUGAAGACUGUAAAUAAACCAUUCACAGAACCUGUCACAGCUCUGUCAUAGUCACUUUUUUUUUCUGUUGGACUGUCCUUUUGCUUUCUGGAUGAAGACAUGGGGCUGCAAGGAUGACACAGGAGUGGCCAGAAUUCCUUGCUAGGCAUUACCACUCUACUUACUCUACCAGCAGUGACUGGCCUCGUGAGUCAGUCGUCUUGCCCUGAAGGAACUGUCUAGGAACAGUGUCCACUAAAUAUAAUUUCUACCCACUAGAUGGAACUGAAGGACUGUGACCUGAGUUGACACUGAAUCUGUUGCUGCCUUAUAACUCAAAUCAUUAAUUCUGGAUUUUUUAACAGACAAGAAACACUGAUUAUUUUUUUUUCUUCUGGUAGCUCUAAAGAGAGAGGAAUAGAAUACCAAUAAUGAAUAUUCAUGAUCUAUCACAUUUUAAAAAUUAUGCAGAAGUUCCAAGUAGAUGUGAAUGAUGCUAUUGAAUUGUAUAAAACUGUCUGGAAAACAGAUAUGCUGAAAAAAAUGUGCCUAAUAUAAGAAAAACUAAAAAAGUUGUCCUGCCUGAAUCACUUAUGAUGUGUUUAAAGCAAACCAUAUUAUUCCUAAUGAUACAUUUGACUUGCUUUCAUUAAACACUUAAAAACGA
Ficedula albicollis (Collared flycatcher) is the source of this 3333-nucleotide messenger RNA. RefSeq names its product zinc finger ZZ-type and EF-hand domain-containing protein 1-like. NCBI's taxonomy places the organism in Eukaryota, Metazoa, Chordata, Aves, Passeriformes, Muscicapidae. Gene Ontology annotation, molecular function: ubiquitin-like protein ligase activity. The record is from RefSeq and is a predicted model, not a curated record. Bases 39 to 569 code for a protein of 176 amino acids. The transcript is spliced from 6 exons. Gene Ontology annotation, cellular component: postsynapse. Gene Ontology annotation, biological process: protein ubiquitination; regulation of synaptic plasticity.